AUGAAUCAGUGGGGACAAGAGAGUUCUCACUGCUAUGUUGCCAAGGUCUGUCUUAGACUGCUCAUCGAUACAUACACGGAAGAGUUCUAUUAUGCCUGGAAGGAGAAAGAACGCAAUUCAAUUCGUGAAUAUGCACGAGACUUCUGGGCCAAACAUGUUCAGACUCAAGAAGAGCAAAAGGUCGAUUCUCUCUUGGCCGAUCUCUUGAAGACAUUUCUUGGCUCGCCGGAGGAAAGCAGCACACAAUACCGUGUCUGGACUCUUGAAAUCGAAAGAGAAUAUGAAAAUAGGCCUUCGAAAAGGUCCCCUGUCUCUUAUUUUGGUCUUUAUGCAUUGUUCCCAGUCAAAAGGAGCAUCUUGGCAAUGUGUUACUUCCCUUUCUAUAUGUUAUUGCAAGAUUGGUGGGAAAGUGCGGAAAUCCAUUUCUCCGAAAUGACCGAUAAUGGCCAAAAUGUUCUCUGCAUUGCAGCUCGGGAAGGAAACAGGAAAAUCUGUGAAGCAUUGAUACGACGGGGCAUGAAUGUCAAUCAACCGGAUAGACUCAAUGGUAGCGCAUUGGCAACAGCAGCGCUUGCCGGCCAUCUCGAUAUAGUCAACUUUCUCAUUGAGAAAGGCAGCGACGUGAAUCAAAUUCUUCGAGCUGGAUAUCAAGCUGGAGAUUAUGGUAGCGCAUUGGCAGCAGCAGCGUAUAACGGCCAUCCCGAUAUAAUCAAAAUUCUAAUUGAAAAAGGCAGCGACGUCAAUCAAAUUCUUGAAGCCGGGAAAUUUGGCAGUGCUCUCGCGGCAGCAGCAGUACUAUCCAAGAAUACUGAAAUAGUUCGAUAUCUCAUUCAGCAAGGCGCCAACGUGAAUCAAUUUCGUCAAGCUGGAGAUUUUGGCAGUGCUCUAAUAGCAGCUGCGAAUAAUGGCCAUCUCGAUACAGUCAAAUGUCUUAUUGAGCAAGGCGCCAAUAUAAAUUUCCAAGAUAGACGUUUUGGCAGUGCUUUAGCAGCUGCAGCUGCAGGAUAUGAAAGUAUUGAAAAAGUUCAAUAUCUCGUUGAGCAAGGCGCCAACGUGAAUGAAAUUCUCCAAGCUGGACAUUAUGGCAGUGCUUUAGCAGCUGCAGCGAAUAGCGGCUUUCUCGAUACAGUCAAAUAUCUUGUUGAGCAAGGCGCCAACGUGAAUCAAAGUCUCCAAGCUGGAGAUUAUGGCAGUGCUCUAGCAGCUGCAGCUGCAGGAUAUGGAAGUAUUGAAAAAGUUCAAUAUCUCGUUGAGCAAGGCGCCAAUGUGAAUCAAAUUCUCCAAGUUGGACAUUAUGGCAGUGCUCUAGCAGCAGCAGCACACUGCAAUCUAGCAGCAACAAACUACGAACUAGCAGUACUUGAAGGAUAUAGAAAAAUUGAAAAAGUUCAAUAUCUUGUUGAGCAAGGCGCCAACGUGAAUCAAAGCCUCCAAGCUGGAUGUUAUGGCAGUGCUCUAGCAGCUGCAGCUGCAGGAUAUAAAAAUAAGAAUAUGGUUAAAUAUCUUAUUUAUCUUGGCGCCAAAGAAGAUUAG
This is a messenger RNA of Talaromyces amestolkiae, 1533 nucleotides long. RefSeq lists its product as uncharacterized. Bases 1 to 1533 code for a protein of 510 amino acids. The transcript has a single exon. The record is from RefSeq and is a predicted model, not a curated record. Lineage: Eukaryota; Fungi; Ascomycota; Eurotiomycetes; Eurotiales; Trichocomaceae. Gene Ontology annotation, molecular function: protein binding.